Messenger RNA from Phyllopteryx taeniolatus (common seadragon), 4699 nucleotides. It is a transcript of the gene lrrc4.2, whose product is annotated as leucine rich repeat containing 4.2. Lineage: Eukaryota; Metazoa; Chordata; Actinopteri; Syngnathiformes; Syngnathidae. Bases 1541 to 3532 code for a protein of 663 amino acids. Gene Ontology annotation, molecular function: protein binding. Gene Ontology annotation, biological process: synaptic membrane adhesion; modulation of chemical synaptic transmission; excitatory synapse assembly. The record is from RefSeq and is a predicted model, not a curated record. Gene Ontology annotation, cellular component: postsynaptic density membrane; plasma membrane; glutamatergic synapse. The transcript has 2 exons.
GACUGCAUCAAACCCAGCGCACUGCUCUGAGGCAGCCUGAGCAGCUGAGAGGAGUGCGUCAGCAGUACAUUCACGUUCCUACUGAAGGACAAAGGGAGGGGGCAGAGCAAGCAUCUUAGUUGCCUGCAACACACAUGGAGGAGAAGAAGGAGGGGAGAGGAAAAAAGGAGAGAGAUUGGAGCAUAAGAAGAGAAGACCGGGAUUAGGAUGCCGCUGCCGCCCGCUUGCGUGUGACGGUGGUCUGGCUGCCUUGUUGAGCGCUUGCAUGCCGCCUCCUCCUCCUCUUCUUCCUCUCCAUCUCCCUCCCGUAUUCUCUCCUAUGCGCACUCUAUCUUCCCCUUGCUCUUGAUCUGUCACUAGUUCUCUCUCUCUCUCUCUCCCUUUCACUGUUCUAGUCGGGCUACUGCAGCAGUCCACCAGCCAGCCAGCCGCACACAUGGCCAACUGACACAACUUACUACCUCAGCCAGCCACGGUGGAGGAAAACUAUCAACUAAGCAAGACGACCACAGGAGACAAGCUUAAAGGAGAAACGGCGAACCAAGGGACGAGUCCUCAAUCGCCGUUUUUCGGAUACGGAGCUGACUUUGUCACAAUUCCAUCCUUUCUUUCUUUCUUUCUUUUUUUUGGGGGGGGGCUCUUGAGGACAGGAGCGCUCUCGCUUUCUCGCGCACUCUUCAACAGCCUUUUGCCAAGCUCCGGCAGUGCAGCGCAUCCCCCUUCUACAACCGACCCCCCCCCCCCCCCCCCCCCUUGCACCACCACCACCACCUUCUCUCCCACCACCACCACCACCACCCGCUCCCUCAGUACGAAUAGAUGGAUUACUGCUAACUGUGCACAGGGCAGCCUGCAGCUGCUCUGACCGGGGCCAGCCCGACGCUGGGAGGAAGCAAGAGGAGCGCAGAGGAAUAGAAGAGGAAGAGAGGAGGAGGAGGAGGGGAGGAUGAUUGUGCCCGGAGUUCUUUAGCCUUUUUCUGUCUCUCAGUCUCUGUCACAACAGGGCUAAUCACCAGCCGAGCAGCCCUUGGCAAAGUCACACUGAGGGAGGUCUCGCCACCAAACAAGGCAACCAGCGUUUAUCAGGAGACGGCCGGACUCUGAUUUUAUUUUUUGACUUUUUUAUCUCCUAACUCGAUGGAAAGCCACCGUGGAUCAGUUUUGCAUCUGAGAGAUUUGGGCCUGGUAGGGUGAGCUGGAGCAACAGAGAUCCACGCACCUGGCAAGCCUGUUUGACCUUACCUGUGCUCCGUUAGUGUGUAGUCCUCACGACCAGGAGCCAUUUUGUACCCUCAGUCAAUCAAGGGCCACCUGCACGUUCACGCUGAGAGGCAAAACAAGACGAGUGAAUCCUGCCACACUGAUCCAUGGAAGGACUCUAUAAAUCCAGGAAACGAAAACGAUUUCCACACUAAUGAGCAUCUUCCUGCACUGUCGAUGGAACUCGGGAGCCUCAAGUUGCUCCGGCCAGGCUAGGGUGAUCCGUCCUCUGGUGUGUGCCGUCUCCCCCCACCAUGCAGAAUAAUGUGCCCUCCACAUCAUGAGUCCGUUGGGCCAGGUUAGUGUGCAGCCUACCUGGAACACAGCCCUGCUUGCCGUGCUCUCCCUCAUGGUACCUGCCCUCAGUAUGUGCCAGUCCAGCAGCACAACACUGGGCUCAGCCAGCUCGCAGAACUGUCCGGGCAUGUGCUCAUGCACCAACCAGCUCAGCAAGGUGGUGUGCACCCGCAGAGGCCUGGUUCGGGUUCCUCCUAACAUCCCAGGCAACACCAGGUACCUUAACCUGAUGGAAAACAGCAUAGAGACCAUACAGGCUGACACCUUCAGACACCUGCAUCAUUUGGAGGUGCUGCAGUUGGGCAGGAAUGCUAUCAGGCAGAUUGAAGUAGGGGCCUUCAAUGGCCUGACCAGUCUUAACACUUUGGAGCUGUUUGACAAUAGGCUGACGGUCAUACCCAGUGGAGCUUUUGAGUACUUGUCAAAGUUAAGAGAAUUGUGGUUGAGAAACAAUCCCAUUGAGAGCAUCCCAUCUUACGCCUUCAAUCGCGUCCCCUCUCUAAUGAGGCUAGAUCUCGGAGAACUGAGAAAGUUGGAGUACAUCUCCGACGGGGCAUUCGAGGGUCUUCAGAACCUCAAGUACCUCAAUUUGGGCAUGUGCAACCUGAGAGAGUUCCCCAAUCUCUCACCCCUUGUGGGUUUGGAGGAGCUUGAAAUAUCAGAGAAUGUUUUCCCUGAACUUAAACCCGUAGCCUUCCACGGGCUCAAGAAUUUACAUAAACUGUGGAUUAUGAACUCCGCCAUCACCACCAUUGAGAGGAAUGCAUUUGAUGACAUCACAGCUUUGGUGGAAUUGAACUUGGCUCAUAAUAAUCUGUCAUCUCUCCCCCACAACCUCUUCACACAUCUGCACUACUUAGUGGAGCUACAUCUGCACCACAACCCUUGGAAAUGUGACUGUGAUGUAGUGUGGCUCUCCUGGUGGCUCAGAGAGUACAUUCCCACCAAUUCUACCUGCUGUGGACGCUGCCACACCCCAGGCCAUAUGAAGGGAAGAUACCUGGUGGAGGUGGACCAGACCACGUUUCAGUGCUCUGCACCAUUCAUUCUCGACGCUCCGAGAGAUCUGAACAUCUCGGCGGCAAGGGUGGCGGAAUUGAAGUGUCGCACAGCUGCCAUGAGCUCCGUUAGAUGGCUUCUGCCCAGCGGGACAGUAUUGACACACGGCUCGGUUCACCCACAGAUAUCUGUUCUUAAUGACGGCACCCUAAACUUCUCCAAUGUUCUGCCGUCAGACAUAGGGGUCUACACUUGCAUGGUGAGCAACAUGGCAGGGAAUUCAAACGCCUCGGCCUACCUUAAUGUCAGCAAUGCCGAACUCAAUACGUCUACAAAUCUGUCCUAUUUCACCACUGUAACCGUGGAGGUAUUAGAGCCGACGGUGGAAGAAACCCCGAAACCUAAGCCAACACCCCCUGCUUCGCCUUCUGUCUUCAAACCCGUCUUCAUCUCCACGCCUACUGUGCUGUUCCAAAACACACAAACCCCAAGGCAGGUGUCGAUCCCCACUGCCAGGAUCCCCAGCGGGCCUGCUGCUAGCCUGGAUGAGGUCAUGAAAACCACCAAAAUCAUCAUUGGCUGUUUCGUCGCCGUGACCUUAUUGGCAGCGGCCAUGUUGAUUGCGUUCUAUAAGUUGCGUAAGCGGCAUCAACAGAGGAGCACAGUGGCCGCAGCCAGGACCAUAGAGAUCAUACAAAUGGAGGAGGAAGUUCCUUCAGUUCCGCCCACUUCUGGAUCUAGCUGCUCGGAGGAGACGGGGUUGGUAUUGCCUACGUUAGUGGAACACAACAGCAACACCUUUAAGCCUGGCUACGUGUCGUCGUCUCGCCAAGGGGCCUACGCAGCCCAUUGGACCCAGAACAACACUCUGCAUUGUUCAGCCAGACAGCAUCACAGCCACAUCAGUACCAUAGCGGAUCCUUAUAUCAUUAAGACUACUCAUGGAAAAGAGAAGGUUCAAGAGACCCAAAUCUGAAUAAUGUUCUCCCGGGAUUUGUCUCUGACUCUGCCCAAACCUUUUGUCCAUGUCGUAGAAUGCACAAAGAAAAAGAAAUGGUACCUUGCUUUUUGUACAGAAGUAGAGACACUUCUUGUUUCUUGUACAUGCCUAUACAUAAGUAUAUCACUUAAGAGAAUACAAAUCUAUAUAUCUAUAUACGUACAUGACACUAUCAGGCAGUGGUGAGACAUGCAGAUUCUCUUAGAAAAGAAAACAAUUUGACACUAUUUUCUAAUAACAGGUGACCUCUGUUUAAAGAUUGCUUUUAGUGAUUAAGGGUGGUACUCCCGAGUGCGGGAAAGGAGGUUUUUGGACCAUAUUUAGGAUGCGGUAAAAGAUGAAUCUUUACAUAUGGUUUCUGUGAGCUCCACUUUUACUGUGCCAAAUAUGAUAUGCAAUAAACCGGCAUUUCCCGACAAAGGAGAAAAAAACAAAAAACAAAGGGACUCACAAGUCAUAUGUGGCUAGAUUUGAACAUUUGUGUAAGGAUAGCAGUGUGAUGGCACAGAUCGAGCGUGUACUGUUCAGUAGCCAACAGACAAAUGCUUUUUGGACUGCAGUACAUUUUCUGCAGCUCAGAUUUAACCCUGUGUUUGCUGAUGUCAUGCUUUGACCGUUGUUUUUUUUUUUAAUAUAAACAUGUUAAUUCGGUGUGCACAUCAAAUGAUCAUGGCGUGCAGACUAAUAGCGGUUGUUGCAAAUAUUUAGUUCUGUUCUGGGUUGCAUUCUGUUGUGUUGUUUCUCUCCCUUUUAGGUUUUGCUUCUUAAUGGCUUGUGUAGUGUUUAGGGCUAAUUUAGUAAUGCAUUACAGACGUUGCCUGACUUGUCUCUGCAAGGGCUCAUUCUGAUGCUAAUUUUUCAGCGGAACUGACAUGUGGUGCAGUGAUACAGGGCUUUGCGGACCAUUCCGGUUUUGGGAAAGAAAAAAAAACAGAUUGAUGUUAAACACAAUGAAUGUCUGUCUGAUAUCUGGGGCUUUUUCCAUGGACUACAUUGACAUUGUUUUACCUUUUUUUUUUUUCUUUUUUUUUUUGAGGAACACUAUUUUUAUGGAGAGACAAACAGAGGCUAUGAAAAAAAUAAAACCUUUUGGUUUGUAUUUCUUUAAACGCAAACACAUCCAUCCCAUGUCUUUUGUGUGUG